Messenger RNA from Nematostella vectensis (starlet sea anemone), 1827 nucleotides. Its product is annotated as ciliogenesis-associated TTC17-interacting protein. The transcript is spliced from 10 exons. Gene Ontology annotation, biological process: actin filament polymerization; cilium organization. NCBI's taxonomy places the organism in Eukaryota, Metazoa, Cnidaria, Anthozoa, Actiniaria, Edwardsiidae. Bases 176 to 1285 code for a protein of 369 amino acids. The record is from RefSeq and is a predicted model, not a curated record.
CCCAUGUUGUCAUAACAACUCAGAUGAUUCUCCGCGCGGGAACUUGAGCGAGAGACAUAAGCGAUCGAGUUAUGUUGAUGUCGAAACAAACCCCAAACAGAAAGUUCGUCCCUAGACGUUGCUAAAUAAUCUUUAUUCGUUCGCAUAACUGAAUAGGAGUAAACAUUUAACACAAAUGAGUGUCCAGAAUGGUGAAAGUGAUUUCAACCCGGCGGAAAAUAUCGGCAAAUCGCCAAUUCCAUUGCAGCUGAAAGCUAGUGAACAAGCUUUACGGUUUCUUAAAGAUGUCGAUGAUUCAACCUGGGGAUCUCUUGUAUUUCCUGACACACUUGUUACAACCUCGGCCACCGGAAGGGAAAUUGGAGAGAUGAGUGUCACAGUUGAAAAAGUGGUAUGGAAAGAUGAAUCCUGUCUACUUGUACAUGCAAACAGCCAUGGUGUUGUCGACCAGGUUCCUAUCGGCACCUCUGUCACAGCAUACAUCAACAGAUCUUUGGCAACAAUUGAACAGACACACUAUGAAUAUGUUAAGAUCCCUGAAAAACCUUUAGACAAGCGAACAUACCUCACCCUUGAUGAGACAGGAUAUACCAUCAGAAAGACUAUAUCACAGGGAGAGGAAGUCAGAAAAACAGAAAGUCAUUUCUCCCCUGAAGAUUUCCAAGGAUUCAUAUCCGAAGGUUCCAAUCUUCUGAUACAGCGAAUAAUGAUAAUAAAAGGUGUUCCUCCUGACAUGACAUUUCUUGCAUUUGACUCUGAGACAAACCUCAGCAUUUCAUCAUAUAGACCACUAGGAGAGAAGACUCAAGCAAUUGGAAGUGAAGAUGUAACACUUGUUGGUCUUGAGAGAACAAUCCAUGCAGUUGAAGAAUCGCCUACAACAUGGCAAGCAUACUUUAUGCAGGAUGGACAUCUGGCCAGCAGGACACAAGUGGGCUCAGGAGUAACGAUGACACUGCCAAACAUCCCCGCAGAAUCGCCCAAAGAAGAAGCCCCUCAAGUCUCACAGCUUCCUGAGCAGAAAAUAAAACCACUGAGAUGGGACGAGGAUGUGCAGCUGUACUCAAUAUUUUUGGAUCGCAAAGCGGCUUUAUCAGAUGACCAUGCAACCUACAUGCGUCGGCACCCAGAGCUACGGGCCCUUCUAGCAGAUUUCCUCCAGUUUCUCCUACUUCGAAAGCCAGACAAUGUCUGCGAAUUUGCUUCUGAUUUCUUCUCUACUUUCUCGUCGGCCACGCCCUCAGGGCCUUCAUUUGCCCAAUCGUCAUCCACGCCUGCACCGUGACUGGAAGCUCGUGUGGACAUCCAGUGCAAUGGUCACUGACGGCUUUUUCUCGCAAUUCCGUUCUCCCUUCCCCUUCGAAUCAUUUAUUGUUUAUUUAUGCUUUAAUGAAAAUACGCAGGGAACAAUCCUAGAGGAGCACGGGCUUCGCAAUGCUGCAUUUGAAAGUGAUCGAAUAAUUAUUCCCAACUCUUAUGUGCUUGUUCAUAUGUCAUGCAAAAAGGAAUUCCUUGAGUUCAACAAAUGGCCUUUUGCUCAUAAGGUUGUGUCAGUUUUAAGAAAGAGAAAACGCUUCUAUUUAACUAGUGUAUUUGUUCAGAUUAAUUGCAUUUCACUGUAACCUGUUAAUCGAGUACAUUGCCCAUUUUGACAAUGCAUUUUUCUCGUGUAUGUCUGUUGUUUUCAAAUUUUCAGGGCAAUUAUCUCAUAAUUAGACCAUGUUCAACCUCACUUAUCUGCAUUUAUGGCGUCAUUUAUGCGUCAAUAUGCAUCAUGGACCAGGCGUCAAUGGUCUAUGGGUAAUAAAAUAAUAUUCACAUUCCAAA